Angiostrongylus costaricensis is the source of this 742-nucleotide messenger RNA. Lineage: Eukaryota; Metazoa; Nematoda; Chromadorea; Rhabditida; Metastrongylidae. The record is from the annotation of a GenBank genome assembly.
ACCUAUUAAAUAUCGUUUUUUUAUUUAUUCAGUCAUUGCUUAGUUAUAGGUAAGAUCUUUAUUUUAGACUUAUGUUCUCAAUACGUCUCAACGUAUCCAGUUGUAUAGUCGUCCUUCACCAGAUGCCACCAUCAAUGGGGCAUGGCUUGAAGGGCGAAGCGAGUUGGAGGGAAACGGCUGGGUAUCGAAUCAGCAUGGCGUGUGGGUCCGGGUUGCGGACACCAACCAAUUUAUUCUUGCAGAGAACUCAGCUGGUAAUAGUUCAAUACUUUCACAGUCAUUGUCGGUGAAUGGUAAUGAAGAAGAUGAGCGAUCGCCCAAAGCCCGAAAACAGAGUUCUGCAAUGUCUACUGCACUCCGACCUUCUGUUGUCGAAUGUUGUCGAGCAGUGUUUGCUGCUUUUCUUUGGCAUGAACACCUCGUGAAAGAUGCAAUGGCAGCAGCCGCGUAUUUGAAGUUUCACCAGCAUCUGCAUAAGUUGUGGAGUCACUCAGAUGUUCACGAAGCAGCUGCUCCAGCUGCUCUACAACCUAUAAUUCGGCUUUGGAUUGAAGUUUGUACUGCGGUUAAAGGCAGUGUCGAUCAGCAUCUCAUCGUUCCGCCAGCUGGAGGAAGAGCUUUCGGGUCUGUCACGAGAAAAAUAGAGGUAAGAGGACAUUUUCUUGCUAUAUUAUAUUUUAUUGUUAUUAUUAUAUAUGUUAUUAUUAUUUAUAUUUAUAUUUCAAAAACGGUUUUCCUUUAA